Messenger RNA from Pocillopora verrucosa, 960 nucleotides. RefSeq lists its product as uncharacterized. The record is from RefSeq and is a predicted model, not a curated record. Gene Ontology annotation, cellular component: cytoplasm. NCBI's taxonomy places the organism in Eukaryota, Metazoa, Cnidaria, Anthozoa, Scleractinia, Pocilloporidae. Gene Ontology annotation, molecular function: glyoxalase III activity.
CUUCUCUUUCUUCAUCACACUUAGCACGAUGGUUGCAGUAUUACUGGUUCUUACAAACCAUGAAGACAUGGGAAACACUGGGAAAAAGACUGGCUGGUAUCUUCCAGAAUUAGCUCACCCUUACCAUGUAUUCAAGGAGGCAGGGUACAGUAUGACAAUGGUUAGCCCAAAGGGAGGAAAGGCACCCUUGGACAAGAGCAGUCUUGAUGCAUUUGCAGAGGACCCAGUCUGCAAAGAAUUCCUCAAGAGUGACGGAAUGAAAGCCACUGAAACCACUUCUACCAUUGCCUCUGUUGAUCCAGCCAAGUUUGAUGUUAUCUUUUAUGUUGGUGGUCAUGGACCAAUGUUUGAUCUAGCAGACUGUGAAGUCAGCAACAAAGCUGUGGCAACAGUUUAUGAGAAAGGAGGGAUUGUUGCUGCAGUUUGCCACGGUCCUGCUGGUAUUGUAAACACAAAGUUAUCAAAUGGUGAAUACCUUGUGAAAGGCAAGAAAGUGACAUGUUUCACUGACCAUGAAGAAGGCGUGAUGAAGCUGGUGGAAGCCAUGCCAUUUCUCUUGGAAACCAAGCUCAAAGAACAUGGUGCAGAAUUUGAAAAUGCAGAGGCAUGGCAACCUUGUGUCUCUGUCAGUGCCUGUGGGAGAGUGGCAACCGGGCAAAAUCCUGCCUCUGCAACACCCUUGGCAGAAAAAAUUGUGGAACUUUUAAAGAAGUAGAACACUUUUAACCGUUUUGGAAACCUUAUAGCAGGCUUUACUGUGUGGUUUCUUGCUAGUAGUGUAGAAUCAAUUUAUGAAUUAAUUUAAGAGGCAUGGGAAUUUCAGCUCUUGUGGACAGGUUAAUUUGUAACUUUUGGCUUCACUUCUUACUGGAAAGCAUUAAGAGGUCCUGCUGUCACUGUUAGUAUUUUGAACUUGUAUAUGUUAAAAGUACUUCCAAGAAAUAAAGGGUUCCAAACAAA